ACCAUUAGUGAGUGACCCAUCACAAACAGACACUUGUUUAAAUUUUUUUUAUUCAUCACAGGCACUUAGAAACACACAGUAGGCCUACGACUAUGGGCGAUUCAGACCAAAUAACAUUUACAGAAGGUGAGUUUUACCAGGGACAUUUUGAUGGUAGGAAAUACUUAAAUACCUUCUACAGGAAUCUGGAUGGCUGUGAGUUCUUUCCCUUUUUUUUGAACCACCUGAAUGAAACAUUUGCAUCAGGAAACCUCAAGGGCAGCAAGCUAAUUGAAGUAGGAUGUGGACCAACAAUCUACAGCCUAAUAAGUGCAAGCAAGUGCUUUGAAGAGAUAGUGGUGUCAGACUUCACCGACAGCAAUCGCAGGGAGAUCGAGAAGUGGCUGAGCAAUCAGGAGGGCUGCUUCGACUGGCUUCCCACCAUCCAGUAUGUCUGUGAGCUCGAAGGCAGAAGGUCACCAGAAGAGGUGGAGCGGAGGCUGAGGCAGAUCAUGAAGCAGGUGCUGAGAUGUGACGUUCGACAGGAGAACCCUUUCCACCCGCUGACCAUGGAACCUGUGGACUGCGUGCUGUCUAGUCUCUGUCUGGCAGCAGCCUGCAAGGAUAUGGAAACAUACCGGCUUGCCCUGAGAGGUAUAGCAGCGCUCCUUAAACCUGGGGGUACGCUGGUCCUCACCGAUGUUCUCAACUCAUCGUUCUACUUUGUUGGCCAGAGUAGAUUCUCUUCUUUGGAUAUUAGCCAGAGCUUCAUCGAGGAAACACUAAGGGACCUGGGAUUCUCCAUCCAGCAGGUCAACAUCCUGGCUACAAGAAAAGGCGAUAUCGAGACAUUCAAGUUUGACGCCGAGGCAUUUUUUUAUCUGGUUGCUCAGAAAACAAAAUAG
This is a messenger RNA of Conger conger (European conger), 884 nucleotides long. Its product is annotated as nicotinamide N-methyltransferase-like. Gene Ontology annotation, cellular component: cytosol. Gene Ontology annotation, molecular function: N-methyltransferase activity. Bases 93 to 884 code for a protein of 263 amino acids. The record is from RefSeq and is a predicted model, not a curated record. Lineage: Eukaryota; Metazoa; Chordata; Actinopteri; Anguilliformes; Congridae. The transcript has 3 exons.